AUGGAUUUGGUAGAUCUUGAACUCUUUAUUAGCAAGACCCGUCUGAUUUUCGGCCACUCGUUUGAUGGCGACAUUCUUCUCUGCGGAGGAAAGCCACUUCGCACUGUAGGACUCAGGGCAGCGAAGAGGAAGAAGGGGGCUGUCCGCCAUAAAGGCACCACUGGCCUUCCAAAGCAUGCUAUCAAACUAGUUUCCGAUGCCAUUGACUCGUCAUCAUCUGAGCUACGUCGGCUGAAUUUGGAAAUCUGGAACAAUUCCGAAGUGAGAUUCAAGGAAGAGAAAGCCUGCAAAUUGCUUGCGGAACGGGUUAGCAGUCAAGCACGCUUUUUGGUCGCAGCCUGUGAGAGAACGGUCUGCUACAAUGCGGAAUAUGACGCUCUUCCUGAACUUGGCCAUGCAUCCGGCCACAAUCUCAUCACAACAUCAACCCUCGCCUUAGCCGUCGGUGUCUCUGCCGCAAUGAAAGCAUUGAAUAUCCCGGGAACGUUGACUGACUGCAGCGUUGUCCUCAUGACGCACGGAAUGCCGGACUUUUCCACCGCGAGGGCCGUCACGAAAGCAUCAUGGAAAUUCAGGGCCAAGUUUUACGGAAAGACUGCACAUACUACACCUACGCCUCAACAAAUUCAGAAGACGGAGAGCAUCCAGUCUGUCAUACUGGACGCUGGGAAGGCCCCCAAUAUUAUUCCAGACUACGCUGAAGGUAGUUUUUCUCUGUGUGCAAUUGACUCGCCUGAGUUGGAGCGUCUCCGAAUCCGUGUCAUACCGAUUUACGAAGGGGCUGCAGCUGCUCCAGGGUGUACUGUGGAAUUAUUUUGGGACGCCUUGUACGAAGACGUUGUAACCAAUAUGUCCCUGGCGAACCGAUAUACACAGUAUAUGAUCAACGAUCUAGGCCUCACGCCGGCUGAUAUUCCCUCCCCAUCCGACUCAUCCCCCAAGGUGAAUAAGAAUGGUAGCUCGUACGUCACAACUUACCGUAAUGGGAUCCAGGCCCCGUUCAGCAUUAACGCCACUGAUAUGCACCACACCCCCUGCUUCCAACAGGCCGGCCUUGGAACGGAUUAUGCACAUAUGGAGUCCUUUCGCGCCGGAAAAACGAAUGCUCUCGUUGGCCUCGAUGUGCUGCUGGAUGACGCAUUCUACCGACAAGUUCAACAGGAAUGGGUCAGCGACAUGAAGCAACGUGGCCGUCUUGUUGAGUAG
Molecule: messenger RNA, 1206 nt
Organism: Aspergillus alliaceus
Lineage: Eukaryota; Fungi; Ascomycota; Eurotiomycetes; Eurotiales; Aspergillaceae
Exons: 9
Coding region: 1-1206 (401 amino acids)
Biological process (GO): folic acid catabolic process
Cellular component (GO): cytoplasm
Molecular function (GO): para-aminobenzoyl-glutamate hydrolase activity; dipeptidase activity
Source: RefSeq, a predicted model, not a curated record